AUUGAAUUUAGCAUUGGUUUGAGCUAAGUUUUGCUAAAUCAAAGGUCCAAACUCCAAACUCCGAACUCUCAAACUCCAAACUCCAAAGAUUCGUUGAUAACGACACCAAUUCCUUCUAUCCCCCUUUUCCUCGGUUCUCUCUCUUUCUAUCUCAUACGCUUGCAUAUCAUCAGCAAAAUCCUCAAUCUCAAUUCAUUGUCAUUCCUAGAUUAUUGAUUAUAAUAACAAAUUAGAUUUGUUCGAUUUUUCAAAUUCCCUCCUUUUUUAAGCUUGUAAUUACCCUCCUAUUCAAUUACUAAACCCUAAUUCAACCUCCGAAUUUUCAGGUGUGCUUGUUUUUGGUGGAGUUAAAAGCUGCAAUAAAAAAUGUAAUUCUUGGUACAAAUUCGUUGAUUGGGAAUGAAAAGGAGAUUGUUCAGCUAAUUGAAGGAGAAAUAAUUGUGUGUAUAGGUAUAGAACAGUAAAUAGUGUGUUAUAUUGGAAGACACAUUGAUAAAAGUGAAGGGGUGAAGUGGAAAAAUAAGUAGACUGCAUACAAUUGGUGGGUUGUUAAUAAAGGGUUGCUGUUGCUGUAAUCAUGGGUGAUUUACAUGGUGGUGAUGCUCAAAUGCAUAUGACAGAAGCUGAGCAACAAAUGCAUGUGCAUUAUGGGAUGCAUCAUUUGAGUAAUGGUACUGGAAUGGAGGAUGAUCAUGAUGAUGGAGCAGUGGGUACGGGGGAAGGGAUUCAUGGGGAACUUCAUAAUGAUCUUGGGAAUAUUUCAGAUAAUCAUGGGGGUAUGAUCGUUGCUAGUGGUGAUAAUAAUCAGUUAACUCUUUCUUUCAAGGGUCAGGUUUAUGUGUUUGAUUCCGUCUCACCUGAAAAGGUGCAAGCUGUACUUCUUUUGUUGGGGGGUCGUGAAGUACCGUCAACUGUUCCUACUGCACCACCGACCUCUCAUAAUAAUAGGGGUGUGGCACCCACACCGCAGAGGUUCAAUGUUCCGCAAAGAUUGGCAUCACUGCUCAGGUUUAGAGAAAAGAGGAAGGAACGUAAUUUUGACAAGAAAAUACGAUACACGGUUCGCAAGGAGGUUGCUCUUAGGAUGCAGAGAAACAAGGGUCAAUUUACCUCUUCAAAACCUAGUCAAGACGAGUCUUCAUCAGGUGCUACAAGUUUGGAGUCUAAUCAGAGCUGGGGACCAGAUGGACCUGUACCGCUGCAACAAGAAGUUUGCUGUCGACAUUGUGGCAUUAGUGACAAAGCUACACCGAUGAUGCGGCGAGGACCUGAAGGACCAAGAACUCUCUGUAAUGCUUGUGGGCUUAUGUGGGCUAACAAGGGAACUCUUAGAGACCUCUCAAAAUCAGCAGUUUCAGGUGGACAGAAUGUCCCGUUCUCUAGGAAUGAAGAGAAUGGAAAUUUUGUAGACAACCAAAUGGCUAGAGUUGCUGGAAAUGUCGGUGAUUCAACGUGAUGACCUGUUAUGAGUGCAGUCAAUGCAUCGAUCAAAAUCACCAUUGAAUUGGUGUGGAAUGCGGAUCUUUGAUUACCCUUUUCGCGUGGAAAAUGGCGGUCGAAGAUAGGAUUAACCCUUGUACUCUUUUAGAGCUAGGCUUGAGAUUUGUUGCUACAAGCAGCUACAAAUUGUGUCCUCAUGUAUGCAUUUCCGACAGAAUAACUUCUUAUUUAUGAUUAAUUCUAUUUCACAUUCAAUUGAGAGGCCAUUGAUAGCUCACUUUUGGAUUUUAUAUUCUAUUUCUUUUCAUUUUAAUCUGUUUCCUCACUCCACACUCCUUGGAAACAAAUCAAAGCUCUGAUACCAAUUGAAAAAGGUGCUUAAACCAACGACGGUAAGAACAAAUGUAAAUAUUGAUGAAAAACACAAUAUGACAAAGGAGAAACAAACACACAAGUUUAUAAGGUAUCUUAGAUACCUCCCCCUCAACAGAUGUUUAUUUUUAUUAAUGGAUUCAACAAUACAUCAAUGACUAAACUUUCAUACUUGAGAACAACCUCUCAAGCUAU
Molecule: messenger RNA, 2007 nt
Organism: Amaranthus tricolor (Joseph's coat)
Lineage: Eukaryota; Viridiplantae; Streptophyta; Magnoliopsida; Caryophyllales; Amaranthaceae
Product: GATA transcription factor 28-like
Exons: 8
Coding region: 578-1456 (292 amino acids)
Biological process (GO): regulation of DNA-templated transcription
Molecular function (GO): zinc ion binding; protein binding; sequence-specific DNA binding
Source: RefSeq, a predicted model, not a curated record